Molecule: messenger RNA, 1899 nt
Organism: Acomys russatus (golden spiny mouse)
Lineage: Eukaryota; Metazoa; Chordata; Mammalia; Rodentia; Muridae
Gene: Cdkal1
Product: CDK5 regulatory subunit associated protein 1 like 1
Exons: 14
Coding region: 20-1765 (581 amino acids)
Biological process (GO): tRNA methylthiolation
Cellular component (GO): endoplasmic reticulum
Molecular function (GO): tRNA (N(6)-L-threonylcarbamoyladenosine(37)-C(2))-methylthiotransferase activity; 4 iron, 4 sulfur cluster binding
Source: RefSeq, a predicted model, not a curated record
UUUUUAUGUGCUACAAAAGAUGCCUUCUGCAUCCUGUGAUGCUCUGCUGGGUGACAUAGAAGAUAUCAUGUCACAGGAAGAUCCAAAGCCACAGGACAGACACUUCUCAAGAAAGCAUGUGUUUCCUAAAGUACGAAGGCGGAAUACACCAAGAUAUUUGCAAGAAGAGCCCAGACCACCAAGUGACAGCACUAUUCCUGGCAUACAGAAAAUUUGGAUACGAACAUGGGGCUGCUCGCAUAAUAAUUCAGAUGGAGAAUACAUGGCUGGACAGCUUGCUGCCUAUGGUUAUAAGAUUACAGAGAAUGCAUCAGAUGCAGACUUGUGGCUCCUGAACAGUUGUACUGUGAAAAAUCCAGCUGAAGACCACUUUAGGAACUCAAUCAAAAAAGCUCAAGAGGAGAAUAAGAAAGUUGUCCUAGCCGGCUGUGUUCCCCAGGCCCAGCCUCGUCAGGACUACCUCAAAGGACUCAGCAUCAUUGGGGUUCAGCAGAUAGACCGUGUGGUAGAAGUUGUGGAGGAAACAAUAAAAGGUCACUCAGUGAGGCUCCUGGGCCAGAAGAAAGACAACGGGAGGCGCUUGGGGGGCGCGAGGCUGGAUUUGCCGAAGAUCAGGAAGAAUCCACUCAUAGAAAUCAUUUCGAUCAACACAGGGUGUCUCAAUGCUUGUACCUACUGCAAAACUAAACACGCCAGAGGAAACCUGGCCAGCUAUCCCAUUGAUGAACUUGUAGAGAGAGCCAAGCAGUCCUUUCAAGAGGGCGUUUGUGAAAUAUGGCUGACCAGCGAAGACACCGGGGCCUAUGGCAGAGACAUUGGCACCGAUCUCCCUACACUGCUGUGGAAGUUGGUGGAAGUGAUUCCUGAGGGAGCCAUGUUGAGGCUGGGCAUGACAAAUCCACCAUAUAUUUUAGAGCAUCUAGAGGAAAUGGCGAAAAUCCUCAACCACCCCAGAGUCUACGCUUUCCUCCACAUCCCAGUGCAGUCCGCCUCUGACAGUGUGCUCAUGGAUAUGAAGAGAGAGUACUGCGUGGCUGACUUCAAAAGAGUUGUGGAUUUUCUCAAGGAGAAGGUUCCUGGAAUAACGAUUGCUACGGAUAUUAUCUGUGGUUUUCCUGGAGAAACUGAUCAGGAUUUUCAAGAAACACUGAAACUUGUUGAAGAAUACAAAUUUCCAAGUCUCUUCAUCAACCAGUUCUAUCCAAGACCCGGAACUCCUGCUGCGAAAGCCGAACAGGUUCCAGCACAUGUGAAAAAGCAAAGGACAAAAGAUCUUUCUCGAGUGUUUCAUUCCUACAAUCCAUAUGAUCACAAGAUUGGUGAAAGACAGCAAGUGCUAGUAACAGAAGAAUCCUUUGACUCCAAGUUCUACGUUGCACACAAUCGAUUCUAUGAGCAGGUUUUAGUGCCCAAGAACCCUGUAUUCAUGGGGAAAAUGGUUGAAGUAGACAUUUAUGAAUCAGGAAAACACUUUUUGAAAGGACAGCCAAUAUCAGACACCAAAGUCUAUACACCAUCUAUCAGCAAGCCACUGGCCAAGGGAGAAGUGUCGGGUUUGACAAAGGAAUUCAGAAAUAGGCUUGGGAAUCAUCUGCAUUCGGCUUUAGACACCCGUGCUGCACCUCGGCCUGACUCAGCGUAUUCCAGAAUGGUGCCACAGAUGUCCCACCACGACUGUGCAGUGAGGGUAGCUGCGGGCCUGGCUCUCAUCGCUCUUCUUUUUGCAUUUCUGGCCAGAGUCUAUGCUUACAGUGUAGCUAAAUGAAGCAUCCAUAAGGAGUAAGUUUCUAAUUAGAACCCUCAACAAACAGGAAUGCAACUACACCAAUUCUCAAGAGCCAAUCAUCUGAACUGCUCACACUGCCUUGUCUGGAUCCCUUCUUAAUGAGGCUCACUCUG